AUGCUGCUGAGGGUCCGCUGGUCGCGCUGCAGCAGCAGCAGCAGCAGCAGGAGGUGCAGCAGCAGCAGCAGCAGGAGGGGCUCGCGUGCGGCGCCGCGGCAGCAGCAGCAGCAGCAGGCAGCUGCGACUUUGCAGCAGCAAGAAUGGACUCGUUUUCGACGCAGUCGUUUGCUGCUGAGCAGCAGCAAACCGAAAGUGAAGAAGAUGAUUGGAGUCUUCAAGACGCAGCAGAGGAGGGGGAGGCUGCUCCCCUAG
Messenger RNA from Eimeria tenella, 255 nucleotides. RefSeq lists its product as uncharacterized. The transcript has a single exon. NCBI's taxonomy places the organism in Eukaryota, Apicomplexa, Conoidasida, Eucoccidiorida, Eimeriidae. The record is from RefSeq and is a predicted model, not a curated record. The coding region runs from base 1 to 255 and encodes 84 amino acids.